UUUCAUCGAGUGCCUGCAGCGACUAGAGACAAUCUAUUUCCAUCGAUCGUGUCAUGAGCCAGCGACCUAGUACGACGAUCAGGAACUUGUAGUACGCCGAUGGCCGCGUCAGCCAAAUCGCUCCACCCGACACCGUCGGACCUCACCGUGCAGCAGUGCCACUAUCCCUGCCCCUGCGACGUCGAGUAUGAUGAUUCGGUGGAACUGUCCUUGCCUCCGCGACCGCCGAUCCCCAGGGAGCUCAUGGACGAUUUGGGCAUAGGUUUGGACACCGGCGACGUCGGCGAGAACGCGGACCUGUUCAGGCAGUUCAUGGCCCUGGAGAAGGAGCUCGACCUGCUUGAGUGCGAGGAGGAGGACCUGCGGAUCGAGAUCGCGGACCUGCUGCCCAUGGUUCGGCUCAUGGAGGCAGAGCACGAGUACCAGCACAAGACCAAGUGCGGCGGCGCCCUAAUCGUCGGCCACGUCGUCGAGGUUGUCGACGAGGGCCACGCUGUCGUGACCACCAGCGCCAGGCCCUUCGCCUUCUGCGUGCCCGUCCUCGGCGACGUGGACCGCGCGCUCCUCAAGCCAUCGGCCAACGUCGCGCUGUCAAUGUCGAACCUCGCGGUCGUCCAAGUGCUGCCGGCGGACUCCGGCUGGACCGUGCCCCUCGUCAAUGCCACCGAGAGGCCGAGCGUCACCUACGCGGACGUGGUCGGGUGCGAAGAGCAGAAGCGGGAGGUGCUCGAGGCCGUGGAGCUGCCGCUGACGCACCCGGAGCUGUUCGCCCGUGCCGGCGUGGAGGCGCCGCGCGGCGUGCUCCUGCACGGCCCGCCGGGCACCGGCAAGACCAUGCUGGCCAAAGCCGUCGCGCAUCACACGUCGGCGGCCUUCAUCCGCGUGAGCGGCUCGGAGUUCGUGAACAGGCACCCGGGCGAGGGGCCCAGGAUGGUCCGCGAGGUGUUCCAGGCCGCCCGCGAGAACGCGCCGGCCAUCAUCUUCUUCGACGAGGUGGACGCGAUCGCGGCGGCGCGGACCGACUCCGACGACGCCUCGGCCGCCGACCGCGAGGUGUACAGGGUGCUGCUGGAGCUGCUCGCGCAGAUGGACGGCUUCGACCAGUGCCCCGACGUGCGGGUGAUCAUGGCGACCAACCGCGCCGACGCGCUGGACCCGGCGCUGCUGCGGCCGGGGCGCCUGGACCGCAGGGUGGAGUUCCCGCUGCCGGGGAGGGCGCAGAAGCGGCGGCUGUUCCAGGCGUGCACGGCGGGGAUGCCCCUUGACGGCGGCGUCGACCUGGAGGACCUGGUGGCCCGGCACGAGGAGAUGAGCGCCGCGGACAUCGACGCCGUGUGCCGCGAGGCUGGCAUGCGGGCCGUGCGCGACCGCCGGUGCGUGGUGACGCGCGAGGACUUGGAGGAGGGCUACCACGCCGUGGCCAAGCAUAUCGACCGCGGUGCUGACCAGUUCGCGUUCUACAGCUUAUAGUAGAAAAACUUGUUCCGUCGUGGUCAUUUUUGUUCAGCUUCUCAGACCAAACGGGAGUCAUGUAUUCACGUUUACACCUGUUGAGCUGUAGAGACAUGCUUGCUCGCUGUAGGUUGGGUGUUCGAUUAUACAUCUAUACUCGGUCCUCCUCUCAUAUUUUAGGUCAAA
Triticum aestivum (bread wheat) is the source of this 1638-nucleotide messenger RNA. Its product is annotated as 26S proteasome regulatory subunit 6B homolog. The transcript has a single exon. The record is from RefSeq and is a predicted model, not a curated record. Bases 100 to 1470 code for a protein of 456 amino acids. NCBI's taxonomy places the organism in Eukaryota, Viridiplantae, Streptophyta, Magnoliopsida, Poales, Poaceae. Gene Ontology annotation, molecular function: ATP hydrolysis activity; ATP binding.